Zophobas morio is the source of this 1891-nucleotide messenger RNA. Its product is annotated as heat shock 70 kDa protein-like. The transcript has 3 exons. Gene Ontology annotation, molecular function: ATP binding; ATP-dependent protein folding chaperone. Gene Ontology annotation, cellular component: cytosol; cytoplasm; plasma membrane. Bases 109 to 1557 code for a protein of 482 amino acids. The record is from RefSeq and is a predicted model, not a curated record. NCBI's taxonomy places the organism in Eukaryota, Metazoa, Arthropoda, Insecta, Coleoptera, Tenebrionidae.
CUAUGUGGUUUAUUUCUAGACUUCUUUAGAUAUAACUCAAGGUUAACAUAACAUCUUCAGUUAAGAUACUUAGGUAAAUAGUGCAGCUUCUGUUCCUAGAUUAUCAAAAUGAGUGAUUUAGUAAUUGGAAUAGAUCUAGGUACAACAAACUCUUGCGUUGCCGUUUUUAUGAAUGGCAGGAUGAAAAUUCUGGAAGAUAAUUCAGGCGUACGAAUUGUACCAUCAUUUAUAUUCUUUAACGCAGAUGGGAGCGUUUUCAUUGGGGAGCAUGCGAAAAGCAAGGCGACGGAUGCACCCAUGAAUGGGAUUUAUGAAAUGAAGCGGCUUGUAGGCAGAAAAUAUGACGACUCCGUGCUUCAGAAAAGUUUGAAAUACUUUCCUUUCGAUGUUUCAGCCGAUUCUUCAAACAACCUUAUUGUUUCUUUUAAACAGAAAGGUGUUAGCAUUACAAAGACUUCUCAACAAUUAUAUACAACUCUGCUUAAAGAAUUGAAAAAUUACACGAAAAAAAAAUUGGGUGAAGCUGUUAAUAAGGUUGUUAUUACAGUUCUAGCCUAUUUUAACGUUACACAAAGAGAAGUAACUUUAGCGGCUGCUAAAGAUGCUGGGUUUACCGCGCUUAAACUUCUAAACGAACCGACGGCUGCUGCUUUGGCUUAUUAUCACGAUCACGAUAUUCAAGAAACGCAUCGUUCCUUGGUUUACGAUUUGGGUGGCGGUACUUUUGAUGUUGCUAUUCUCGAAAAACGUUCUGAUGGCAUAGAUGUGAUUUGUGUAGCUGGAGAUACCCAGCUGGGAGGACACGACUUAGAUAAUUGUAUUUUGGAGUAUGUUUGUCAACAAUUGAGGAACAAAUAUGGCUAUGAUGCAAGUCGUAAACCUGAUGAUAAAAGAAGAUUACGAAACAAGUGUGAAAAAGCAAAAAAGAAACUUUCCAUUUCAAACGAGGCCUGCAUUACUAUUAAUGGUAUGGUUCCGAACGUUCAAGUUAAAAUCUCCUUGACACGGAAAGAAUUUGAAAAGAUGGCCUAUAAGUUUUUCCAGAGAACCACUGAGAUACUAGAUAAGUGUUUGAAGGAUUCCGGAUUUCGUAAAAUAUCAAUUCAGGAAGUUAUUCUGUGCGGUGGUUCCACGCGUAUACCAAAAAUUCAAGAACUGCUUUCUGAUUACUUUGAUGGUAAACAAUUAAACAAGUUUGCAAACCCUGACGAAUGCGUUGCUGAAGGUGCAGCGUUACAAGCGGCGAUGUUGUCAACCAGCACAAGACAGCACAUCGGACAACUGAAAAUGGUCGACGUAGUACCUCUUUCUAUAGGUUUUGAUAACCAUUGCCGGAAAAUGAUUUUUAUUAUUAAACGGGGCUCUAAAUUGCCCGCAAGUGCAUCACACACCUAUGUGAAUGUAGAGGCUAAUCAAACUGCAAUGGAAUGUAGAAUAUAUGAAGGAGAGCGUUUAGAUGCCAGGAAGAAUCGCCAUUUAGGUAGUAUAUCGAUUAAUAACAUAACCCCCGCACCUCCUCGUCAAGUAGAAGUUGUGUAUAACUACCUUGAGUAUUGAUACAAAUGGUAUUUUGACAGCGAAAGCUAAUGAAAAAUUACGCAACAACACUAAGGAAUUGAAAGUUGAGUAUAUCAGGGGCAUCAGAAGUGAUCAUGAAAUUAUGAAUUCACUUUUGGCUGCUGCAGAAAAUAAAAUUAGUGACGAAAAAUUUGUACGAUUUGUGAAAUUUAAAGAGUAUUUAAUCUACUAUUGUACGAGUGUAACCUAUAAUCUAGAAGAUCAAGAUCUAACUGGCGAUUAUGUAGAAAUUUAUGACUUUUGUGAGAGUACCUUUUUAAUAGCAAAAACGCUGGAGAUGGAUGAAGAAAAUCGAGUAAAUCAACUAAUUCAG